Penicillium pulvis is the source of this 576-nucleotide messenger RNA. Its product is annotated as BTB/POZ domain-containing protein. The record is from RefSeq and is a predicted model, not a curated record. NCBI's taxonomy places the organism in Eukaryota, Fungi, Ascomycota, Eurotiomycetes, Eurotiales, Aspergillaceae. The transcript has a single exon. The coding region runs from base 1 to 576 and encodes 191 amino acids.
AUGUUCGAGGGCAAAUUUAAAGAGGGACAGGAGCAGACAGCAAUCUUGGAAGAAAUUGAAGGGGUCAUUUCAGUACAAAGUCUUGAGGCUUUCCUACAAUGGAUAUACCUGCACAAGAUCGAGUUUGAUUUGAGAGAGCCCGAACAUCAGAUUUCAGCAGCCAUAGAGUUGGCGCGGUUUGCAGACAUGUGCAAUGUGAGGACAAUGGAAUCUGAAAUAUCUCAGUACUUGAAGAGAGUUAUGAUCGACAAUCCAAGUCCCGAGAAAAACCAACUUGGAGAAGUUGACACCUUCUCUGUCAUCUCUCAGCAUAUAGUUUCAGCGACUUUUCUGCCUCAAGGCCACGAAAUCCGACGCCUUCUGGCUAUGGCGGCAGUGACAGGCUACCUUUGUUACGAGAACCACAAGUUCGCCCAGGAGACCAGAGACUACCCCACCUUUGGAGCCGACCUUCUCCAACAGGUAGGAUACACUCUACAAGGACUGAAGAUGCCUCGGUUAGCUAAGCCUGAGGUUACUUUUACGGAUCCACUCGACGGUUGUCCAGUUACAAUCCACAGAUUUCUUACUAAAUAA